This is a messenger RNA of Myxocyprinus asiaticus (Chinese sucker), 1542 nucleotides long. RefSeq names its product fidgetin. Bases 304 to 1542 code for a protein of 412 amino acids. NCBI's taxonomy places the organism in Eukaryota, Metazoa, Chordata, Actinopteri, Cypriniformes, Catostomidae. The record is from RefSeq and is a predicted model, not a curated record. The transcript is spliced from 3 exons.
CUGGCGUGAGCUUCUGGAAUUCCAACAUGGCAGUAGAUGUGGUCAGUAUUUCUAUGCUGGUCAGUCUCUCCAACCCCAACUUGGAAGCAUUCCAGAACAUCACCGACUCGGAGUAACCCGCAUCCCAGUUUAAUCUGAACAGUUUGUGGUUCCUGUGGCAGAAGACUUCGUUUGCAUGUAGGUUAAAUACGAGGCAAGUUCUUGCAUGCACUGAAGAAGUCUUUCUAUACAAGCUGUGGACAUAUUUGAAGUGAAUAAUAUUACACUCCCUGACGUCUGUUCUGUCUCUCCAUCACCUUGCUGAUGUCAAGCAAUAUGAUCAGCGGUGUAUAUGGCGUGACAAUGCAGUGGAGCCCUGAGCAGUCACAGUGGGCAAAGCAACACUAUGACAUCACCUCCACCACCCAUUCACCAGGGCACAAGAUUGAAGCUCUUAGAGAUCCAAGGCUAGGUUCGUCCUCGGCUGCAGCAUUCCAGCAUUCAUGGGCAAACGACGACAUUUCUGCACUGACUGCAUCUAACCUGCUUAAGAGGUAUGCAGAGAGGUAUUCUGCCAUUCUGGAUCUACCCUGUGAUAGUGGACUGAUUGGAUAUCCAGAUGCUGCCAUUUCCGUUAGCGUUAGUGGACCAGGUGUUGUGAAUAACGUCCCGCCUCUUCUUAAUGGACAGAAGGUAGAGGCAGAGCCAUGGUUGGACAGUGUGUAUACUCCACUGGGUUGUGUACCUGAACUUCUCCCUAAAGCAUCAUUAAGUGUGUCAGACGUAUCUGUGAGUGUGUGUAACUCAUCGGUUAUAGGCAGUGGGAGUCUUCCAGACCCUUGUUUCUCCUGCAGAAGUUGUAACAGUCAGUCCGGCAACCAGGAAUACAGCAGCACGCCCUAUAGUGCUUCUUACCUGCAACCUGUAGGCACAUACGGUGGCUCUUUCUUCCACCCCACCCCUUCCCAUUCUAGUCUGAUUCCAACCUACAGUUCUAACACUUCGCCUAACCUUGCUCCAUACAGUUACCCAAAUUCUCGGUACCCUUCGCAGGCUGUCCUUCCUGCUGGCUACACCCCUCCUCCACCUCCCUCAGCAUACCUGCCAACAGGCAUAACUCCUCCAAAACCUCUUCCACCUAUGGGAUACUCAUAUCCAGCCACCAGUCUUAGAGGUAGUGUCUCUGAAAGUGAUGCUCCAAGUGCAUCUAGCCUUCCGAAGGCCUAUUACCCAUCAACCCAGGGAGAGAUUGGAGUGUUUGAGGAAUUUGAUUUUGGUGGGAACUCUAAUUCUGACUCUAGUUCUGAAGGAAGCCCCCUCUACAGGCCAUCAGGGGAUGGCACAAUGGACAAGGAUACCGGAUUCCGCCAAUCAGCAGAUGUCACGUCAUCUUCAUCAUUCAAGGCAGCCAAUCAUGGAGACUCUCAUAGCAGCUUGGAGUCUCUCACAGAAGCCAUGAGUGGACCGAACAAUGGUACAUCUGGACAGCACUUCCCCACUACCUCAACUUCUGUUGUCACAUCUCACCAAUAUCUCUGCACUGACACAAGCACACCCUGUUGA